AUGACGAGAAGGAGGAAAUCGAAAAUUCCCGAUCUUCCCCACGAACUGGAAGAGGAAAUACUCUCAAAAGUUCCGGCAAACUCUCUUCAAAACCUGAAAACUACUUGCAAACGAUGGUACAGUUUAUUCAGAGACCCGAGAUUCGUCGAGAAGAACUUGGGUAGCGAAGCGGCGAGGGAGAGGGAGAUCAUCUUACUGAUGAAUUUCACGGUUUGUUCAAUCAGGAUCGACACCGGCGUAAUCCACGACGGCCUUAAACCAACUCUGAUUUUCUCAGGUACACUCAAAAACCUGAAAAUAUCAGAAAUCUUCCAGUGCGACGGUUUGAUUUUGUGCACCCCCAAGGGAAAUGGUAGAAGAGGAAGACUAUUAAUUUGGAAUCCUUGCAACGGCGAAAGGAAAUGGAUCAAACCCAGAGAGGUCAACGCGAUUUCCGCUAGCUACGCUCUCGGUUUUGGAUACGGAAACGGUAGCUACAAGAUAUUGACGCUUCGCAGUUACGAAACGAGCGCGGAGGAUAUCCGAUCCGAGUUCGAGAUCUACGAUCUAAGCUCUGAUUCAUGGAAGGUUAUCGAUGGCUCGGCUUGUGGAAUCGACUUGUUAUCUCCCGGCGUGUCUCUGAGAGAAAACGCCUACUGGAUUGCUUUCGACGGUGAAAUUGGCAUUCACAUGCUCAAUUUCGAUUUCGAAAGGGAGAGAUUUGGGCGUGUUCCUCUUCCGUUUCAGAGCGAGGAUUGUUGUGAUACCUUUCUUCUUUCCGUCGUCAGAGAUGGACGACUCUCAUUGUUAUACCAGAGUCGGUACUCGUCGGAGGCGACGAUUUGGGUCACCGAUGAGGGUAAAGAGAUGUCCUGGAGCGUGUCCUUGGAAGUGGAUUUGUGUGAGUUUAUGAGAGAAGAUGGUGUGAUGAUGAAUCUGGAGAGUUUCUUGUUGGAUGAGGAGAAUGGAGUGGCAGUGUGUUGUGUUACAGAGAUUGAAGGAAAUGGAGGAAUUGCAAGGAUUUUCAUUGUUGGUGAAGAUUUACAUGUUGAGGCUUUCGAUGAUGAGAGAAGAAAGGGAAGAUCGUUUCAUCAUUCGCCACUUCUCCUCAGUUAUGUUCCAAGUUUGGUUCGCCUUGAGAAAGAUAAAACCAAAAGGCAAAAGAAAGAGAACAACAAAGGAGGUUAG
Messenger RNA from Microthlaspi erraticum, 1167 nucleotides. The record is from the annotation of a GenBank genome assembly. NCBI's taxonomy places the organism in Eukaryota, Viridiplantae, Streptophyta, Magnoliopsida, Brassicales, Brassicaceae.